UAGUCAAUAGGUACAAACACUAACUGCGAACCACGUAGUAAGGAAAUUAGAAAUUACGUCUGCAUAUAGCUUAAACCUCCACCAUCUCUCUUUCCAUAAUCACUUGCAUUUAGAUUCGAAUCCGCGGAAAAACUGAGAAGAAUGGCGUACGAGGGAAUUCUAAUGGGAAUGGGAAAUCCACUUUUGGAUAUUUCAGCUGUGGUGGAUGAAGAAUUUUUAGCCAAGUAUGGUAUUAAAUUGAACAAUGCAAUUCUCGCAGAGGAAAAACACGUGCCAAUGUAUGAUGAAAUGUCAUCUAAAUACAAUGUUGAGUACAUUGCUGGAGGUGCCACACAGAAUUCAAUCAGAGUUGCUCAGUGGAUGCUUCAAAUUCCCGGCGCAACCAGUUACAUAGGAUCCAUUGGAAAGGACAAGUAUGGCGAGGAAAUGAAGAAAAAUGCCAAAGAAGCUGGUGUUAAUGUUCAUUACUAUGAAGAUGAGUCUCCUACCGGUACUUGCGCUGUAUGUGUGGUGGCUGGUGAAAGAUCACUCGUGGCCAAUUUGUCAGCAGCAAAUUGCUACAAAUCCGAUCAUUUGAAGAAACCAGAAAAUUGGGCAUUGGUUGAAAAGGCCAAGUACUUCUACAUUGCUGGAUUUUUUCUCACAGUUUCCCCAGAGUCCAUCAUGCUUGUUGCUGAACAUGCAGCUGCAAACAACAAGGUUUUUAUGAUGAACCUCUCUGCGCCUUUUAUCUGUGAGUUCUUCAAGGAUGUGCAGGAGAAAGCAUUACCGUAUAUGGACUUUGUUUUCGGAAAUGAAACGGAAGCACGAACUUUCUCUAAAGUUCAUGGCUGGAAGACUGAAGAUGUUGAGGAAAUAGCUUUGAAAAUCUCUCAGUGGCCAAAAGCAUCUGGAACACACAAAAGAAUUACUGUUAUUACUCAGGGUGCAGAUCCAGUUGUUGUUGCAGAGGAUGGGAAAGUGAAGUUGUUCCCUGUAAUUCCGUUGCCGAAGGAGAAACUCGUUGAUACAAAUGGUGCAGGGGAUGCUUUUGUUGGGGGAUUUCUGUCUCAGUUGGUUCAAGGAAAACCCAUUGAAGAUUGUGUAAAAGCAGGUUGUUAUGCUUCAAAUGUCAUUAUCCAGAGGUCCGGCUGCACGUACCCUGAGAAGCCCAAUUUUAAGUGAGUCUCUUUUUAAUUUCCGUGGCCACUCAUUGCUGGUAUUUUAUAUAUAUCGUUUGCUUUCUCUCUGCCCAUGUAUCGCUUAAAUCCUUGCCUGCAAGAAAUUUUGAUUGGACCCCAAAUUACAUUAUUUGAUGUUAUUAUUGAAGCUUAAUUUUUCCCCAGAUGAUGUGAUGAUUCUGUCAUUCAUGGCUAGUUUGGAUGAUGUGAAGGAAUAAAAAUUAAGACUUCAUUUUCAGCUUGUAAAGCAUUAUAAUGUUUCGUAAA
This is a messenger RNA of Olea europaea var. sylvestris, 1427 nucleotides long. RefSeq names its product adenosine kinase 2. Bases 142 to 1164 code for a protein of 340 amino acids. The record is from RefSeq and is a predicted model, not a curated record. Gene Ontology annotation, biological process: purine ribonucleoside salvage. NCBI's taxonomy places the organism in Eukaryota, Viridiplantae, Streptophyta, Magnoliopsida, Lamiales, Oleaceae. Gene Ontology annotation, molecular function: adenosine kinase activity. The transcript is spliced from 12 exons. Gene Ontology annotation, cellular component: nucleus; cytosol.